GGAGCUUUUGGAGUGCACCAGGUUCAGUCCAAGUCUGUUACAAUCCCAUGAAGCGCUGUGCCGACUGCCGACUGAAACACUCCCACGUUACUGAGCUGAAAUGCUCGAUAACAUGGAAGCAGCAGAACUGGGGGGGGGGGGAUCUGCUGCCACAGUCCCAAACUCCCUGGAAAUCAAUGCUCCUUAAAUCCCUGAAAACUGCUGCUGCUACUAAGGGCACACCCCUGUGAAUAUGUAGAGCAGUUUCUGAGGGGUGUUGCUGUUUUUAGGUGCCACUUCAAAGCUGCCAGGGAUCUUUGGUGGGCUGAAUGAGGCCCACGAUCCACCACCCCUCCAUCCUACACGAUUGCUCCUUCAAAAUACACAAGUAACCUUUUUGCACUUUGGUGCACUCGUGCAAAGCUUAUUGCACUUGCAGAACACGGAACACUCUAAGGCCUGGCUCGUUUGCUUUCUGGAGAAGUGCUUGUUCCACCCACCCGAAGACAAACCCAUCAUCAGUGGUAACGUUGCAGCCAAUCUUGAGCCCCCAUGGCAUGCACAUCGAGUCAGGAUUCCCCCCCCCCCCACAGGGGUUUUCCGCACUUACGCUGAACAACAUCCAUACCAGUUCCCAGCCACCCCACAGUUCUAUGCAGAUUUUACCUUCCUGAAUAAUCUGGAGCCACCUACAAGACUGGCAUGUGGCAGGCCGUUAUGUGCACUUUUCUCAUCGCUGUUCAAACAACACAGCUUGCACAGCACAUAUGGGGUCAGGGCUUUCAAGACAUUUCACACCUGGGGAUGCUCCUCCCUUUAACAGCCUGGCCACUGAAUGCAGCUGAAGGCGUUUCUGAGUCAGUGGUUUGACACCCACACACCUUCCUUCUCCAGCAGUGUUGCACGCUCAGCCUCCUUUUCAAAUUCUAAUCUUUUCCCUGCCGCCAGUUUGGAGUGGCAGGAGUAAUUGUUCAAAUGAGCUUUUGGAAUCUUUGCAACCUGCAACCACCUUCUCUUCUGUGUGCCAAGACUCACACCCACAGCCUCUCAUCAUCGCAGGUGUGCUGCGUUCCAGCUGCAAGCCUUUGCAAAUUCCUCCAAACUGCCCCGUAAGACACAAGUCUCGGUAAUUCCAAGGGAGCACUCCCCCCCGGAUGAUAUCUAACUGGGAAAGUAGCUGAAAACUGAAUCCCUGUGACUGGGAGCUGAUAGCCGUUUACGAGCUGGGUGCUGGGCGACCUCCUCCUUCCGAUCCUCGGAGUGCCUUCUCUUCCUGGCACCAUUCUCCUUCAUGGCUUUCCAGCCUUGCCCUGUGGUCACUCAGCCUGCGGCCGUCAACAGAUGCCUCCCGUCUCCAUACAGGGAUUGGAAGUCGGGAUUGUGGGACUGCAGCUCGGACCAAACGAUAUGUUUCUGCGGGAUCUUCUGCCUUCCCUGCCUCACUUGCAAGGUGGGUGCGGAGUACGGCGAAUGCUUCUGCGUCCCCUUCCUGCCGGGGGCUCUUGUGGCCAUGCGGACGGGCCUGCGAGAACAGCUGCGCAUCAAGGGCUGCGUGUGCUGCGAUUGGUGUGCUUUCUGCUGCUGCUGCCCCUGCGCUCUGUGCCAGAUGGCACGAGAGCUGAAGAGCCCAUGUUGUUAGUCUCAUCCUGAGCUGGACGCUCUGGAACCCCCUUGCUGGUUGGCCCC
Messenger RNA from Zootoca vivipara (common lizard), 1665 nucleotides. The record is from RefSeq and is a predicted model, not a curated record. NCBI's taxonomy places the organism in Eukaryota, Metazoa, Chordata, Lepidosauria, Squamata, Lacertidae.